Molecule: messenger RNA, 2631 nt
Organism: Aspergillus puulaauensis
Lineage: Eukaryota; Fungi; Ascomycota; Eurotiomycetes; Eurotiales; Aspergillaceae
Product: chloride channel protein
Exons: 7
Coding region: 1-2631 (876 amino acids)
Biological process (GO): transmembrane transport; chloride transport
Cellular component (GO): Golgi apparatus; early endosome; membrane
Molecular function (GO): voltage-gated chloride channel activity
Source: RefSeq, a predicted model, not a curated record
AUGGAUUCUGAACCAGACUAUGAGGACCAACAGCCCUCCACCGGGCUAAGGAACAACAAUCUCCAACUCCCGCGGCUUCGCGCAAGCAGCCUUUCGCAGUAUACACAAAACUCGAAUGUUCCUUUAUCUAGUGAUCUUCGUGAGCCUAUCUCCUUCAAGCGCAAGCAAAAGCAGCGAUCUGGGCUUAGUCUUUCAGGCCUGUCCAACAUCUUUUCGAGGGACUCCGACAGAAACAUCAAUUUUGACCGUACAACAUCUCGAAAUGGACGAACAACAGAAAACGAUUCGCAGCCGGCUAGCGAAAGCUUUCAGGGGAAUGGACUAUAUAAUGCCCAAAAGGAGGGUGGGCUGUUAGAUUGGUAUGUCGAGGGUCCUGGGAGACGGGUUGGUUACGAUGAUUUUACGGCUAUCGAUUGGAUUUUUGAGUACACCAAAGAGCGUCAAAGGAAGCGGCUACUUUCAGCUAGUGGGCAGGGAAUGCUGGGAUACGCCCACAAACUUUACGAUGCGAGUAACGUUUGGUUGGUCCUGGUCGCUACAGGAAUAUUAGUUGGAAUUAUUGCUGCGUUCAUUGAUGUUGUCAGCGAUUGGCUCGGGGACAUUAAAGCAGGAUAUUGCAAGAAUGGCCCAGGAGGAGGCAAAUUUUAUUUAAACCGCAGCUUUUGUUGCUGGGGUCACGAACAAGACCCUUCAAAUUGCAUGGAUUGGGCUCCUUGGGGGAAGGCUGUCGGAGCUACUUCUGCUGGUGGGGCUUUUGCCGUCGAGUAUAUUUUUUAUAUACUCUACUCUGUGUUUUUUGCCGUUUGCGCUUGUGUGCUAGUCAGGAACUACGCCAUAUAUGCAAGGCACAGUGGAAUUCCCGAAAUUAAAACUGUCUUGGGUGGCUUUAUAAUAAGGCACUUCAUGGGGCCUUGGACCCUUGCAAUAAAGUCACUGGGCCUGUGUUUAUCCGUCGCAUCUGGUAUGUGGCUGGGCAAAGAAGGACCACUUGUUCACGUAGCAUGUUGCUGCGCCAGUGUCAUAAUGAAGGGCUUCGAUAGCCUUAACAGUAACGAAGCGAGGAAACGAGAGGUUCUCUCUGCGGCAGCUGCGGCAGGUAUUUCCGUUGCAUUCGGAGCACCUAUUGGCGGUGUACUGUUCAGCUUAGAGCAACUGUCGUACUAUUUUCCUGACAAGGCGAUGUGGCAAAGCUUUGUGUGUGCCAUGGUGGCAGCCGUCACCCUACAGGCCUUGAACCCCUUCCGCACAGGAAAUAUCGUUCUUUACGAGGUCAAAUAUACCAGAGGAUGGCAUCGUUUUGAAAUGAUUCCGUUCAUUAUCCUUGGUAUUGUGGGCGGUCUUUAUGGGGCAUUCCUCAUCCGGUUGAAUAUGAAGGUCGCGAAUUGGCGACGAACUCGGGGCUUCUCCCGCCCGAUCAUCGAAGUCGUGAUCGUAGCUCUUCUCAGCGCUUUGAUAAAUUACCCCAACAUCUUUAUGCGAGCGCAGAAUUCGGAGCUCGUUCAUUCUCUGUUCGCCGAGUGCAGCGCGGAGACUCCUGAUCCUUUUGGUCUAUGCAAAACUGGAGCAGCAUCAGCUAGUACGGUGGCGUUUUUGCUGGUCGCUGCGGUUCUUGGCUUUUUUCUUGCAACUAUGACAUUUGGUCUUGACAUUCCCGCUGGUAUCAUCCUCCCAUCUUUCGCCAUUGGAGCUCUAUAUGGGCGUGCUCUUGGCACAGCUUUCAAGAUAUGGCAAGACUCUUACCCCGGCUUCUUCCUAUUUGGUAACUGUGAGCCCGAUGUCCCUUGUGUGACUCCAGGGCUCUAUGCAAUUGUCGGUGCAGCUUCAGCCCUUGGCGGUGCCACAAGGAUGACCGUAUCCAUCGUUGCUAUCAUGUUUGAGCUUACAGGCGCACUGACCUAUGUCAUCCCGAUCAUGAUUGCAGUCAUGCUGUCCAAAUGGUGUGGAGAUAUAUUCGGGAAACGAGGCAUCUAUGAGUCAUGGAUACAUCUCAAUGAGUAUCCUUUCCUCGACCAUCGCGAAGAUACCACACCUCCCGAUGUGCCCGCUCAUACAGUUAUGACGAAGGCAGAUGAUAUGACAGUCCUUACAGCCAUCGGCCAUACAAUCGAGUCGCUGCGAAAUCUUCUCAAGGAAACCUCAUAUCGAGGAUUUCCGGUCGUUACAGAGGCCUCCAACCCCGUUCUUCUUGGGUACAUCUCACGCAAUGAGCUCUCCUUCGCCUUAAAGAACCCAACAUCUCCAUCUGGAGGUGCGCUCCCCAGUACCACCCAGGCGUUCUUCGCGCAUCAGCCCUUCGCGGAUCCAAUGGAUACCCUCGACCUUCGGCCUUGGAUGGAUCAAACCCCUAUUACACUCAAUAGUGGGACGACCUUUCUCAUCGUGCUACGGAUGUUUCAAAGACUCGGACUCCGUUACGUCCUAUUUGUGAAUAGAGGUAUUCUGCAGGGGCUUCUCACGAAGAAGGACGUUUGGUCUGUUCUUAACAAUCCUACAUCCCAUCGGGGCGAGUGGACAAGUGACGGUCCCGGUGGUGAAGACGACGCGGGUGAAGAUGUUGGGCUGCUUGCAAACGACCAGGAAUCCAAUAACGUCCCUCCACUUACUCCUUUGGAUCGGCGACCGUCUCUUUAA